AUGGCUUUGAGAAUCUCGCAGCUCGCCUUCGACCGCCUCAUCUCCGAUGUUGAGACAGAGGUCCUAGGACCCCCCACGGGCGAUGGCCAUAAAGCCCUGCUACGCUCGUCUUUCAUGACUGAAGCCGGUCCAUUGAUACCCAAGACGACCACCCUCGCGCAAGCUGACCAGGAGGCAAUCGCGGAGAAGGCGCAGACCAUUUUCUGCCAUCACUGCUGGGUCAACUUGUCCGACCCACUCUGGGACUUCGUGAAAACGAGAAUGAUCGAGCACAUGAACGAUGUGGCCAGCACCCAGCAGCCAACGGCUGCCUCUGCUGACCCCGAGGGCGGUAUUCUUGGCUGGGCGCCUCCUCGACCCAGGGGCAAACACGUAAAGGGGAAGCCCGUGGCAUGCAAGCUCUGCGGACAACCGAGCGUCGCGCCCGUCGACCACCUUGCCUAUCAGCACGGCAUAGACAACCCGGCCAACCGACACACUCUGCGGGAGGCCCACGUCGUGAAGAUGCAUGGCAAUGUCGUGGCACAGCACCUGGUCCAGGACGCUGCCGAGCUGAAUGAUCUCAUGGCGAACAUCUUGGCCGUCGAGCGCAAGAUUUGCGGUCUCAACCCGGGAUACCAGGGGAGGCACGGCCUGCCGGUGAUCGGCCGCUGGGAGACCGACCGCAACCACUCCUCCUUCAACAUGAAUGGAAAGCAAGGCCAGACAAAGCAGGCUCUGGUCGACAAGCUCGUUGGCCUGCGGAUGGCUGGCUUGAGGCAAGGCAGGCUGUACUCCCGCGAGGGUUGGGGAACAUAUGGUGAGGUUCUUGCUGAUCUCGAGGGGGUUCUUGCCAGGAUGGAGGAGUAG
Diaporthe citri is the source of this 849-nucleotide messenger RNA. RefSeq lists its product as uncharacterized. The record is from RefSeq and is a predicted model, not a curated record. Bases 1 to 849 code for a protein of 282 amino acids. NCBI's taxonomy places the organism in Eukaryota, Fungi, Ascomycota, Sordariomycetes, Diaporthales, Diaporthaceae. The transcript has 4 exons.